Exophiala xenobiotica is the source of this 2294-nucleotide messenger RNA. RefSeq lists its product as uncharacterized. Lineage: Eukaryota; Fungi; Ascomycota; Eurotiomycetes; Chaetothyriales; Herpotrichiellaceae. The record is from RefSeq and is a predicted model, not a curated record. Gene Ontology annotation, cellular component: membrane. Gene Ontology annotation, biological process: transmembrane transport; carbohydrate transport. Bases 177 to 1430 code for a protein of 417 amino acids. The transcript is spliced from 4 exons. Gene Ontology annotation, molecular function: carbohydrate:proton symporter activity.
CCGAAUUACGGUCGUGGGCAACUCUACUCCCUGCAUCGGCAGAUAUUCGAAGUCUGAUCCCGAGUAUACCUCAGGACUUUAAAAUGAGCCUGGUCGCCAUGGGACUCAUGGAGCUCGAAUUUCUCCAUUAGGGCCGUGAAUCUUGCUUAGCUUAGCGCUCGCAACACCAAGCCAAAAUGUCGAAGGCAAUAGCAGGCCACGACGUGGCCGCCACCGAUGUCGCAAAAGUGUCGGAGAUCGAACACUUGCUUGCCCAAGAUACGACACCAUGGUAUAGAAAGAAGAAUCUUCGCCGGCUAUACUUCUGCCUCGUCCCGGCUGCUCUUGGUGUCGAAAUGACGUCCGGGUACGAUGGGAGUGUCCUGAAUGGACUCCAGGCUGUGCAGCCGUGGGAGGAUUACUUCAACAGCCCAACAGGAGCCUUGCUUGGUGUCAUGACGGCGGCAUUCUCCAUUGGAGCAGUCAUUGCCGUCCCUUUCGUUCCGUAUGUGAAUGACCGUUUCGGACGAAAAGCUUGCGUGGUGCUGGGCUCCGCCAUCAUCAGCGUUGGUGCCAUCCUGCAGACGGCGGCUGUCAACAUUGCAAUGUUUCUUGUCGCAAGGAUCAUUCUGGGUAUGGGAAUCGUAUAUGCCAUUAGUGGAGCCUCACAACUCAUUGCUGAGUUGGCGUAUCCCAAAGAACGGUCUGUAAUCACGGGCUUGUUCAACGAGAGCUGGUAUGCUGGUGCAAUCAUUGCUGCCGGAGUCACGCUAGGGACAUACUCUUGGGACAGCAAUUGGAGCUGGCGGUUGCCCUCGCUCCUCCAGCUCUUACCAUCGACAUUACAACUCAUCUUCAUAUGGUUCAUCCCCGAGUCUCCACGUUUCCUCGUAUCCAAGGACCGACAUGAAGAGGCCUUGGAGAUCUUGAUCAAGUAUCACGCCGAAGGUGACCGCUCGAGUCCAUUUGUGGCAGCAGAGUUCCAUCAAAUUCGCGAAACAAUCCGGAUGGAAAUUGAGGGCACAAAGACGCCUUGGAAAGAACUCGUGUCAACCAACGUCAACCGUAGACGUGUUCUCAUUGCAGCAUGUGUCGGCUUGUUCUCGCAGUGGUCUGGCAACGGUCUGGUCUCAUAUUAUCUGUCCAAAGUCCUUGCAUCAGUGGGUAUCACGGCCAAGCGAACACAAAACGAGAUCAACCUUGGCCUUUCAUGCUGGAAUCUUGUCACGGGAGUCACCGGUGCCUUCCUCACCCACAAAUUGCCACGCCGACGCCAGUAUUUGACCUCCUACACCGGCAUGACCAUCAUGUUUGCAUGCUGGACUGCGGCCUCGGCAGUCUAUGCACAAGAUCACACCAACAACUCCGCUGCUAAAGCGGUGGUCGCUCUCAUCUUCAUUCUACGGGUUUUACAACCUCAUGAUGCCACUGACAUAUGUCUUCAUCUGUGAAGUGUUCCCUUUCAUCCACCGCAGCAAAGGAGUGGCGAUCACCCAAUUCUUCUCCCGAGGAGGCAGUUCAUUCAAUCAGUUCGUCAAUCCAAUCGGCCUGCAGAAUAUCACUUGGCACUAUUACAUCGUCUAUGUCGUCUGGCUGGCUAUCGAGACGAGCACCAUCUUUUUCGUAUAUCCUGAGACCAAAGGACCCAGUCUGGAGGAGGUUGCCAUGGUCAUGGAGGGUGAUAAAGCGAAGGUCGAGGUCAUUGAGGUCGGGGCGCUGGCAGGAAAGGGCGGUUCAGGUGUCAAAGAGGUUGAGAAAGCGUGAGUACCUGUAGGUGGUUGAUCCUCAUAACACCGGCUCUCAAUGAGCGAGGUCGGACACGAGGCCACCGUCCACAUAACUCAUUCCCGAGUCCUGGCAAGCAGACAGGAUAACCCACGCGCCCAUACAGUGCCUAGGGUCUCGCAUCACUGGGUGGAAAUUGACACCUCCCAACUCGUGUUCGAACUCUCAUGCCAAGCGUAUCAAACCUGUCCUGGAAAGAGAUAUACUUAGCCUCACAGCAUCGGCCUCCUGUUAGACAGUCAACCGGCACCGGCAAUUCAUGAUGCACUGCCCUUGUCAAGGAUGAUGGCAUCUCUCCAUUUACCUGCUUGCUAUCCGCCACACUCUACUCCUGAGGUUUCGACAUCUCUCCCCACCACCAAGGCCCGUCACCAUCCCAUAUGCCGAAGCGACUCAGGACCAGUGUUCAAGAUUCCAGGAGCCUUGGACGCCCAGCAUUACAGGAUUAGACAUGACAGCAGAGAAGGCCGAUCGGACAAGGCUCCUAGAGCGAUUUGAAUCAUCUCAGAAGCCCAAAAUCUGGCUUUCCC